UGAAAAGUGAAAACUGUGAAAAGUCAUAACAAACUAAUAGACUACCUUGAGGGUUGUUAUUUUAUAUUUUUAUUUUCCCAAAAUAUCCAGUUUUAUUAGGAUUUUAGAGUUAAUUUCCAAGUAUCAAAUCAUACGUGAGUUUGUGCAAACCAGGAUUUAUUAUAUUUGUAUUAGAAAUUCCUUAAAAUGACGACCGCUGCUCGUCCAACGUUUGAGCCAGCCCGAGGUGGCUCAGGGCGAAACGAAAAGGAUCUCAGUGCCAUUUCCAGGCAGUAUUCCAGUAGGGAUUUGCCAGGACAUACUAAGUUAAAGUACAGAGAACAUGGACAAGGAACCCAAGAAGAAACCCGCUCCAGAGAUUUCCGCAGAGAGCUUGAAGAAAGAGAAGUUCCAAAGUCACGUCCAUCUAGAGCUGCAGAGAAUAAGAGGCUAAAAUUAGACCAGGCUUCAGCAGCAAGUUUGGAUGCAGACGAUCCUGUUGACCAUGAAGAUGACUCAGAUUCAAGUGAAGAAGAGGAAGAUGAUACUGAAGCCCUUUUGGCAGAAUUGAAUAAAAUAAAAAAGGAAAGAGCAAUAGAGCAAACUAAAAAAGAAAUUGAGAAGCGCCAAGAAGAAGAACGCAUAAGAAUGGAAAAUAUUUUGAGCGGGAAUCCGUUGUUGACACAUUAUUCAGCGGGAGGUCCUAAAGGAACGGACCAUAAAGUCAAAAGACGAUGGGACGACGAUGUGGUUUUUAAAAAUUGCGCGAAGUCGGAGCCCGAGAAGAAGAAUAAUGUUUUCAUUAACGAUUCUCUAAGGUCGGACUUUCACAAGAAGUUUAUGGAAAAAUAUGUAAAGUGAAUUAUUUGUAUUUGUUUUUAUUUUGGGAAUUAAGCUUUGAAUUUUUCUUAUCAUAGUUAUUGAUUGUACAAUACUAUAAGUUUUCUUAUGAAUAAAAAAAAACCA
Ceutorhynchus assimilis (cabbage seed weevil) is the source of this 945-nucleotide messenger RNA. The record is from the annotation of a GenBank genome assembly. NCBI's taxonomy places the organism in Eukaryota, Metazoa, Arthropoda, Insecta, Coleoptera, Curculionidae.